This is a messenger RNA of Athene cunicularia (burrowing owl), 2623 nucleotides long. RefSeq names its product thymidylate synthetase (gene TYMS). Gene Ontology annotation, molecular function: thymidylate synthase activity. The transcript has 6 exons. Gene Ontology annotation, cellular component: mitochondrion; cytosol. Gene Ontology annotation, biological process: dTMP biosynthetic process. The coding region runs from base 1280 to 1687 and encodes 135 amino acids. NCBI's taxonomy places the organism in Eukaryota, Metazoa, Chordata, Aves, Strigiformes, Strigidae. The record is from RefSeq and is a predicted model, not a curated record.
AGUAUACCGUAGGCAGUUUAAUGGCCUGCUCUUUAAUAUUGAGGUAGCUGGCCUUGACUUGAACAGAAGCAAGCAGUGUGGAGUGAAGUAAGACUGAUGUAAACGCUAGACUUUUUAGUAACAAAACCCUGAGAUCUAAUGGAGCUAAUAGCUGUAGUUAGAAUACUAAAAUUCAACUGUAGAUAAUACAUUACAUUGUAAGUAUUCCUUUAUAUGUUGUGAUAUAGUGCAGGUAUGGGAAAGUCUAUUUAACCUUUUGCUAGAUAGCAGGACUUAAAUACGAAUUCAUUUUUUUAAAGUAUCUAUCUUUUUUCAAAUACAAAAACGUAGACACUCCCCAAAACAGAACACUUUCUAUUUUGGAUUUUUGAGUGUGCUGAUUUCGACAUGUUUCAGAAUUCAGUGAAAUUUCUCUGGUGAUUUUGUCAUAUUUGUAAUUUUUGUCAUUUUAACAAAAGGUUUUUUAAGGCCUUAAGCUCUUUAUAGGUAGCUUGGCAGAGAGGUGCUUAGACCAUAAAUUUUUUGUUUGUCUGUUUUUAUCCACCUGUAAAGUAAAUUCUCUACAAAUGUGCAUAUGAAAUGAUACACUCCAGUUGACUUUGAGGCUGUACUGUUUGUGCAUUCACGAAGAAGUAUUUUAAGUUAAAUAAGAGGAGAAUGGCUCUUCAAACUUCAUUCUAAUAUGUUGCUCAUAAGUUUUAUUCAGUUCAUUUCUGUCCAUGUGCAAGAACCUCACCCAGUAUAUCAAUCAGACCAUUCAUCCUUUAUAAGUGGAGAAAUACUGUAGACUAGUAAAGCUUAAUACAGCUGUUUCAGAUCAUGCUCUCUGUGUUGGGAUUAGGAGGUAGACUUCUUACUGCCUGUGUUUUGUAGGGUUCUACAAAUGCCAAAGAGCUCUCUGCAAAAGGUGUGAAGAUUUGGGAUGCUAAUGGGUCACGGGAGUUCCUGGAUAAGCAGGGUUUCAGCACCAGAGAGGAGGGGGAUUUGGGACCAGUUUAUGGUUUCCAGUGGAGGCACUUUGGAGCAGAAUACAAAGAUAUGCACACAGUGGAACUGGUUCAUUAAACUUACUCUGAAGUGUCUUGAGGGCUCUUUUUAAGUCUCUGAAGGAGAGGUUGCAGAAAACAUUUACAGGACUGCCAUCAAAAAAAGAUUGUCCCUAUUUUUUGGUGUGAUUUUUAACUUGGAUUAGCAACAUGAUUACUCUAACCAAGGAGUUGAUCAGUUGCAAAAAGUGAUUGAAACAAUCAAAACCAAUCCAGAUGACAGAAGAAUCAUUAUGUGUGCUUGGAAUCCCAAAGAUAUUUCUCUGAUGGCUUUGCCUCCAUGCCAUGCUCUUUGCCAGUUCUAUGUUCUAAAUGGUGAAUUGUCUUGCCAACUCUACCAAAGGUCUGGAGAUAUGGGACUAGGAGUGCCUUUCAAUAUUGCCAGCUAUUCGCUGCUCACAUACAUGAUUGCCCAUGUCACAGGGCUAAAGCCUGGAGAGUUUAUACACACAUUAGGAGAUGCUCACAUAUAUCUGAAUCAUGUGGAACCUCUAAAAGUUCAACUUCAGAGGGAGCCAAGACCUUUCCCCAAACUCAGAAUUCUUCGUAAGGUUGAAGACAUCUGUGACUUUAAGGCAGAAGACUUUCAGAUUGAAGAUUAUAAUCCUCAUCCACCUAUUAAAAUGGAGAUGGCUGUUUAAUGCUAUAAACCAGGUUCUAUUAAUGUGGAAAUGUACCUAAGCUACUUAGCUUUCUCCAUACUGAAAGUUAUGGGGUAUUUGUAUAAUUCAAAAAGAUACUUUAUUACUGAAAAAGAAAUGGAUACUAGUACACCAGUAACUGCCUUCAGUAUUAUACUGUAGUCACACAGAACAGAUGAUUAUUUAUUCCUGCUGUACUAUGCAGAUGCUAACCCAGUUUUAAUUAAUUACUGAAGUAGUUUUCUACAGUUUGUUACCACUGGCUGCUUCUGUUACCAUUCAGUUGCUGUGUGUGAGUAGCACUGGCUUACAUGCUUUAUUUAGUACUGAAAGUAAGAAAUUUUAUGUGUGAUUGAGGAUUCUUUGAAGGUUGUAGAACUCUUUGAAUAUGUUCUAAAGAGCAUAUGUUAAAUAAAGCUUUUUUAAAAAAAUCUGGAAGGGAUGAUGCAUAUUUAAUUUACAUGUUUGUUUAUAGAUAGCAGUAAAUAAGAGUUGAAAAGGAAAGGUAAAUUCUAUUUUACUUUAGGAUCUUGGAGGGUGAGAUCUAGCAAGGGAAAACAAACUCAAAUUUGCCAUGGUCUUCAUAGAUGAACCAGAGGAAGGUGAAAGAUCUUAAUGGAACCUUGCCUGAAAUGCAAUCUCUUCAUAACAUCUCUGUAUCAGCAUUUUUUCUUUAUUCUCCAAUCCUACAUGAAUGAUGAAUUUGAUACCCACAGCUUUGUUUGAUUUAUAAACUGAGGUUACCAGAUAGCAGUAAUCUCUCUGUCAUCAUGUAAAACCAGAUCACACAAACAUAAGGACUAAUUUUGCAGCCUGGAAUAGUAAAAGUUAGAGUUAGUAGUAUUUGUCGGUUCGGAGGUUACUAAUCAAAUCUUGGCAGAAUUCAGCUUUCAUCUCUUCUUAUCCUUGCAACUUCUGCAGUAACUUCAGUCUUUA